Anneissia japonica is the source of this 987-nucleotide messenger RNA. RefSeq names its product isopentenyl phosphate kinase-like. The transcript is spliced from 7 exons. The coding region runs from base 15 to 890 and encodes 291 amino acids. The record is from RefSeq and is a predicted model, not a curated record. Lineage: Eukaryota; Metazoa; Echinodermata; Crinoidea; Comatulida; Comatulidae. Gene Ontology annotation, cellular component: cytosol. Gene Ontology annotation, molecular function: ATP binding; kinase activity.
UCAACUCUAGGACCAUGAUAGAUAAAUACACAAAUUCUAAAAUGGCAACCUCAUCAUCCAUGGAUCUAGAAAUUGACUGCAUUAUCAAGCUUGGUGGCAGUGCUGUUACGUUUAAGGAGAAGUUUGAAACACCGAAUAUGGAAGCUAUUAGACAAGCAGCCAUCUUGAUUGCUAAGAUCAAGAAGAAGUGUAUCAUUGUGCAUGGUGCUGGGUCAUUUGGUCACUUUCAAGCAAAAGAGUAUGGUGUAGCAAAAGGGUGGAAUGGUCAGGCAGACAUUGACCUUGUCCGUAAAGGUUUUGCUAUAACAAGAGUCUCGGUUCUUAAGUUGAACCAGUUGAUUGUUGAAGAACUAGUAAACCACGGUUUACCAGCAGUUAGUUACUCAUGCAUUGGAAGUUGGCAGACAGAUAAUAGAAAGGUUCUGAAAUCGGAUGUAGACUCAAUAUCCAGCCUAAUUGAGGCAGGAUUUAUUCCAGUUAUCAAUGGAGACUGCAUGCUUGAUCGAUCACUGGGAUGUACCAUACUAAGUGGGGAUACAAUAAUUGAGGAACUUGCUGAGAAACUGAAACCAAAAAGAGUUAUCUUUUUGACAGAUGUUGCUGGAAUCUUUGACAAAUCCCCAGAAGAAAAAGGUGCAAUUCUGCUUUCAAGAGUAAUGGUAUCUGCAAGUGGAGAGCUACAGACAUCAAUUGCAACAUCAACUCUAACACAUGAUGUUACUGGUGGGGUUGCAAAGAAGCUCCAAACGGCCCAAGCUAUUGUCACAAAGAGUAUGGGGAGAACACCUGUAAUUGUAUGCAAAUUGGAUUCAAAAGAUGCAGAGCUGGUUUGUUGCUGUGGAAACGAGGACUACAUUGGCACUUUGAUCUGUCUCUCACCAACAUCUUGACAGCAAGCCUUUUUUGCCUGAUGAAGAUUGUGAAUUAUUAAGGUCUUUUGGAGUAAAUGAAAAUUACCCAUGUCAGUGUUGUGAAGUAGCUGUAGAA